Messenger RNA from Beta vulgaris subsp. vulgaris (sugar beet), 820 nucleotides. Its product is annotated as auxin-responsive protein SAUR21. Lineage: Eukaryota; Viridiplantae; Streptophyta; Magnoliopsida; Caryophyllales; Amaranthaceae. Gene Ontology annotation, biological process: response to auxin. The transcript has a single exon. The coding region runs from base 312 to 575 and encodes 87 amino acids. The record is from RefSeq and is a predicted model, not a curated record.
GAACUGAACAUAGCCUUAGGAGUGCAGCAAAAAAUAAAAAAAAUUAUUAACCCUAGUUAUCAGAACCAUGUGAAUAGUAUUUGAUAAGGUGGGUCAUGUUUACAUAUCCUCGAAGAACUCAAAAAUUAAAAAUAAUUCCUCCAAGUUGCCAACGUUCUUGCUCUCCAACAUUCAAGUUGCUGAUCACUAUAGUCUAUAAAUACCAAUUGCUACCAGCUGAACCUUCCUAAACACAAAAAUCUUCAUCAGAGAAAAAACUCCUUCACCCAAAUCUCUCCACUGGUCUUAGAAAAAAAAUUGGACAUUAAAUCAUGGUUUUCCGGUUAAGAUUACCCAACAAAACCCAAGGAGUCCCAAAGGGACACGUUGCUGUAUAUGUAGGAGAUUAUAACAAGGAAAAGAAACGAUAUGUGGUGCCCUUAUCUUGCUUAAAUCGUCCGGCAUUCCAAGACCUGCUUAGCCGCGCUGAAGAAGAGUUCGGCUUUAGUCAUCCAAUGGGUGGUCUAACUAUUCCUUGUGAUGAAGAAACCUUCAUCAAUGUCCUCAGCAAUCAAGUGAGGUCGUCAUGGAGCUGAUAUUUAAUUUCUUCUUCUGGGUCCAGGUUUCUACACUAUUUGGCCCUUUGGAGUUUGGACCAAGAGUCCAUGUAUGUAUAAACUCAUUUCCUCUCUUUUUAUGGAAACGAGUUGAUUUUAGUAGUAAGAACAAUUCAUAUUAAUGAUGUUGUCGUAAAAAUCUGUGUCCACUUUAUUCUCUGUGACCAAUCGCAUAUUAUUCAUAUGAAACAUUAAAUGCACCGUUCCGGAAUGCUAAUGAAGUA